This is a messenger RNA of Orbicella faveolata, 670 nucleotides long. Its product is annotated as cysteine-rich with EGF-like domain protein 2. The record is from RefSeq and is a predicted model, not a curated record. NCBI's taxonomy places the organism in Eukaryota, Metazoa, Cnidaria, Anthozoa, Scleractinia, Merulinidae. Gene Ontology annotation, molecular function: calcium ion binding.
CUUGGAAUAAAAGUUCUGAUUGAAUUAUAUUCUCUCUUCUACUCGCCAUGGUUUUCCCUGGCUCCCCAGCGGUUUUGUACUGCAAAGAAACACGAUAAUUGAGCCGGUGAAUUUCCACGACCGUUUUGUGGUACAAGAAACUUUCAGUGCUGUGGGAAAUCGUAUACUCUUUUUUCAAAUUAUCAUACGAUGUGCUAGAUGUUUACUUCUGUAGUUUUUCUGUGCUAAAUUUGAAGUUGCAGAAAUUUUGUCGCGCUUGCAGUACCGCAAUUCACGUGGACGAUUUUAUGGAAAUUUCAUUGAAGAUGUCAAAAAACUGGAUUGUACAAAUCGUUUUAGUUGCAAACAUUUUAUUCUGUAGUGGUCUUAGAUCAGCUGCCAGGGAAAAGAAAGCGAAAUGUCCAACGUGUACUGACAUUGUAGACGCUUUUAAAAAGGGUAAAGAUAAAACAGAGAAAGCUAACUUUGGUGGGGGAAACACAGACUGGGAGGAAAGAAAACUAGGAAGUUAUGCAAAUAGUGAAACAAGAUUAGUUGAAAUUAUGGAAGGGCUUUGUGAUGAAAGUGCUUCUGAGUGCCAUGCAAUGGUUGAAGAACAAGAAGAAACGUUAGAGGAAUGGUGGUUUGAUCAGUAAGUACCAUAAUUAUUAGUAUUUUUAUAAGCCCCAGG